UCGGCUCGUGUUGUUGGUUCGGUUCGGACCUGGAAUAUAUUUCGCUUUUCGACUUGAAAGAAUCGAAUCGCCGCACCAGAAUACGCCGACAAAACUUUCCUUUCACUCUCACUUUCCCAGCUCCGCGAUUAGCAUUUUCGAGUUUGGUUUUUUGUUUUGUUUUUGAUUACAAGAGUGUCGUGCUUGAAGAGCAUUAUUAAGAAAAUUCUCAAUAUUGAACGAAAAUUAAACAAUCCAUUACGUUUAGCCAAUUUUUGUUGUUAGUUUGCUGUUGCUGGCUGUUUAUCGCGCUUUGCUUUCGUCGCCAUAUUCGUGAGGGACGCACAUUUUUCCGCUUUGCUUUGCUUUGCCGCUGCUCCAGUUCUGGAAGCCACCCCCGCCUCCGGUCUUUGGUAACACAGAAUCGAUGGAGACGGGAACCCCCAUGGAUAGCUACCGAUUCGGUAGCAUCGACUACAUAGUCUUUCUGGGCAUGGUAGUACUAUCCACCGGCACCGGCAUCUAUUUUGGAUGCAUAAAGAAGAGCAAGAAGCAGCUAGAGGAGACGGAACCCACCUUACCCACCACCAACGGUACGCCGCAAAGACGGAAGAAUGAUUUCGGAUCGGAGAAGAUGAGCGAAUAUCUGCUGGGAUCACGCAAUCUGAAAGUGUUCCCAGUGGCUAUGAGCCUGAUAGCCAGCUAUAUAUCGGGCGUCACGAUACUGGGCACCACCUCGGAAAUCUACAAUUAUGGCACGCAAUAUUGGUUUAUAGCCAUAGCAAUAGUGAUCCAAGGAAUUGCCGUCUCCUAUGUCUAUAUACCCGUGUUCGCGGCUCUUCAAGUGGGUUCUUCGUAUGAGUACCUGGAGAUGCGAUUUCACUCGGUAAUAAGAAGCAUAGCAUCGUUUAUGUUUAUACUGGAUGAGAUCCUAUUUCUUCCCUUUAUCGUUUAUGUGCCAGCUAUAGCUCUCAAUCAGGUUUCUGGCAUUAAUCUCCAUGUGAUUGCAGUGGUGAUUGUGGUCGUUUGUGUUUUCUACACCUUUGUGGGAGGCAUCAAGGCUGUGGUCCAUACGGAUGCCUGGCAAACCAUGGUCAUGUUUGUAUCCGUUAUGGCCGUGGCUGUCUUGGCCACAAUUUAUGCCAAUGGCCUGGACGUCCUGUUCGAUGAUGCGGCCAAAGGUGGACGAUUGAUUUUUAACAAUACAAAUCCCUCGCCUUAUGUUCGUCACACCGUGUGGAGUGUCCUAAUCGGUGGCUUCUCCUAUUGGACCUCGUUUAAUGCGGUGAAUCAGACCAUGGUACAGCGAUACAUGUCGCUGCCCUCGCUGAAGAAAGCUCGGGCUUCCAUGGCUAUAUUUACUAUUGGCGUGACGGCCUUUGUUUCCGUUUGCUGUUAUGUGGGACUGCUGAUCUUUGAGAUGUACAAGGACUGCGAUCCACUCAGUGCAGGAAUGAUAACGCAUGACGAUCAACUCCUGCCGCUGUUUGUGAUGCAGAGUGUGGGUCAUAUCUACGGAAUGCCUGGCCUGUUUAUUGCUGGCAUAUUCGGUGCUGCAUUGAGCUCACUUUCCGUGGUGCUAAACUCCACGUCCCUGGUCAUUCUGGAGGAUAUCGUUCGGGGCUGCUUCAAGAUGCAGCCCAGUGAGAGGGCCUCUACCAUUCUGGUCAAGUCCACGAUUAUUGUGCUUGGCAUUGUGGCCCUGUCGCUGGUCUUUGUCCUGGAGCAACUGAGCGGAAUCCUGAGCAUUUGCACUUCAAUGACAGCCAUCGCAGCUGGGACCACUUUUGGCCUGUUCACUCUGGGAAUGCUCGUUCCCUGGGCCAAUACCGUGGGCACUGCUGUGGGUGGCAUUGCCAGUGCCUUGCUCGCCGGCUGGAUAUCCUUUGGCACGCAGUUCACCAUUGCUGCGGGGGAGUUGAACUCGCAGAAGCUGCCCGUAUCCGUGGAGGGAUGUGUGGGCAAUGUCACGCUACCCGAGAGCAUGUGGGUGGACGAGGAGCAGGUGUUUCCGCUGUAUCGCCUGUCCUACCACUGGAUAAACCCCAUUGGUGUGUCCACGGUAAUUGUUGUGGGUGCGUUGGUUUCCCUGGUGACCAAGCCAACGAAUACCAAGACGCUCGAUCCGGAUCUAAUAUCGCCGGUGAUUCAUAGGUUCCUUCCAAAGGAGUGCUUCGAGAGUCGCCAUAUCCAUGCGCAGGCGCACAAAAACCUCCUGUAACCUUAGGGAUACCCUUACUUCCUGUGCCAAGCCAAAGGGAACCCAAGCUCCCAUAUAAAUAUUCCACAGAACCCCCGACUUGUUGGUCUAGUUAGUAGCCGUAGUUAAAUAUAAAACGUAGCCUAGUCUGUAGUCCAUUGAAACCGAAGUACAGGAACCUAUGAAUCUGCGUAGGGUAAUUAUUGUA
This is a messenger RNA of Drosophila kikkawai, 2387 nucleotides long. RefSeq names its product Sodium/solute co-transporter-like 5A11 (gene SLC5A11). Gene Ontology annotation, molecular function: symporter activity. NCBI's taxonomy places the organism in Eukaryota, Metazoa, Arthropoda, Insecta, Diptera, Drosophilidae. Gene Ontology annotation, cellular component: membrane. Gene Ontology annotation, biological process: sodium ion transport; transmembrane transport. The record is from RefSeq and is a predicted model, not a curated record.